Molecule: messenger RNA, 672 nt
Organism: Aspergillus pseudoviridinutans
Lineage: Eukaryota; Fungi; Ascomycota; Eurotiomycetes; Eurotiales; Aspergillaceae
Exons: 1
Coding region: 1-672 (223 amino acids)
Source: RefSeq, a predicted model, not a curated record
AUGGGCAACAUCGAGUCCAUCAUCAGGCCAGACAACCCCAAGCGCGAGCAGAAGGUCAGAGACCUUGUUCUUGACAUCAGCUCAGACMUCCAGUUCAUAUGCACCAAAUCCAAUGAUAUCAUUACCACCAUGAACCAGCUCCUCACCUCGAACUUCGCCCACGUCGUCUACGACAAGAAUAACCCGAAGCAGCUCCUCGAAGACAUCCGCGACCGGUUUACCCAAAUUGAGACCUUGGCGCGCCAUAAAUAUGAGAAGUUGGAUGCCGGGGUAAACAAGGUUCCCCUUGAGGAGGUUAUCAAGAAAUGGGAAGGCAGAAGUCCAGGGGAGAUUGGAGACAUGGUGGAUCAUUUUAAAGAUUACGGAUACACUGCUGAGGUAGCAGCCAUUGCUGCCAGUCUUGCCAUCUUUGUUGUUCUAGGCCCUAUCUUGACCACCAUGUUUGGGUUCAUGGGCACGAUUGCGGCUGGGGUGAUUUCCAUAAUUGGAGGUGCCGUCGGGUAUAUUGUCGUCGAGAUCGUUGCAGCGGAGGAAAAGUAUCACAAGCUCGAGGAAGCCAUUAGAGAGUUGACGAAGACGAAACAGUUGCUUAGCGGAAAUAGGGAGAAGAUCGCCAAUGCUGCUGAUGAUUUGAAGUUGGCAAUCCGUUUGGCGCAGGUAAAGAGAGCAUAA